Cryptomeria japonica (Japanese cedar) is the source of this 1252-nucleotide messenger RNA. RefSeq names its product mitochondrial import inner membrane translocase subunit PAM16 like 2. Gene Ontology annotation, biological process: protein import into mitochondrial matrix. The transcript has 5 exons. Lineage: Eukaryota; Viridiplantae; Streptophyta; Pinopsida; Cupressales; Cupressaceae. Bases 391 to 738 code for a protein of 115 amino acids. The record is from RefSeq and is a predicted model, not a curated record. Gene Ontology annotation, cellular component: TIM23 mitochondrial import inner membrane translocase complex.
UAUGAAUCUUAAGGAACCAGCCCACUCUAAUCUCUCAUUCAUAUAUAUAUAACCUAAAUCUCUAGAAUUUGUUAGAGCUUGUGAGCGCACAAGCAAAUAUAUCGAAUGAAUUAAGGAAUUUUGGUAGUGGAUGCGAUUACAAGUUGGACAUUUAUAAGCGUAUCCCAAUCAAAGGAUCAUUGGCGUAUCAUUCAAACAAACGCAAAAACAAGAGUUAGGAAGAAGGGUUAGAAGGGAGUGGAGGUAUUAUAGGGAACAAUCGUGGAAGCUCAGCAUUUUAACCAGGUUUUGGUGUAGAAGCAUUUUUGAAUCCAGAUCUGGAGUUUAUAUUACAGAGCUGGUGUUGUUGGAGUGUUCUGGGUAUUGGCAUUGCACACUGUUGCAAACACCAUGGCUGCAAAAAUUCUGGCAAAUUUGCUUGUAAUGGGCUCGGGAAUUUUGGCGAGGGCUUUAGUUCAAGCAUACCGCCAAGCUCUUGCAAAUGCCUCAAAGACAGGUGUUGCUCAAGAAGCAAUGCAGAAUGUCAUUCGUAACACCAGUAAAACCAUGACAGAACAAGAAGCCAGACAAAUUUUAGGAGUUGGUGAACACACUUCACGGGAAGAAAUUUUGCAGAAAUAUAACACGCUCUUUGAAAGGAAUGCAAAAUCUGGAAGUUUUUAUCUUCAGUCAAAGGUUCACAGGGCAAAGGAAUGUUUAGAAGCAGCACAAGGAACUAAAGCACAGACUGGUAGUUAGUAUCUGGUAUUAAAGUUAGUGUAGUGCGUUCAGAGCAGCCUUACAGUAUUUGGUCAAAAUUAUGGACAAAUUGUCUUCCCUAGUUACUUGGUCUCUAGCAUCCUUGUUCUAACCUGUAGCAAGGCAGGAAAAUUAACCUUUUAAUUUUUUUGUCCCAUGGCCAUUGUUCCUGCAAGGCUUUGAAUGUCUGCCCAGAGUUUUAUUUUUUUAUUAGUGUGCUUAUGUAGCAAGAAGAGGGGCUGCUUUUUGGGAACACAAAUUCGUGUAUAUGGACUGUUAAAAGACUUGCAAUGUAUAUUACCUUGAAUAGUGUCAGACAUUGUGCACACUGCUGCCUUUGUCCAUUAUUUGAUUUAGGCCUUAAAUAUUUCGGAGACUAAAUCUUGCGUUUGCCUCAAACAACUGGUGAUGAAUGUCUUUAUGGAAGGGAUACAUUGUAUUCUAUGCAAGUUAAAUAAUACGUAUAUUCCAUGCAACCAUUUCUAGUUCUGUCACUGAAAUGGUAUCUUGUCAA